AACGCCAACGACGAUGAUGAUACCUUAACCUAAGGGCAAACAUUUUAAUUUUAAAAGUGAAUUUUAAAAAGUUUAGUUUUCAUAUAUACGUUCCCUGUUUUCUUAAGUGAAGACAAAAUGGCACUCCAAAUAUAAAUACAUGCACUAAUCUAUAACGAUUUACACUGAAACAUAGAUGAUAAGGAAAUGUUCUUUUAUCUUUAGAAUUGACACUAUGUCCACGAAGAAUAGACGCUAUUACCUUGUGAUAGCUUUUAGUUUACUAUUCUUAAGCUUUUUCAAUACAGGAUGGUGUUGUCCUGAUGGCUGGACCGCAUACAGGGUAUCCUGUUACCAUAUCAGCAGGGACUCCCAGAAUUGGUUUAAUGCCCUGAAAAUGUGUGAGAUACAUGACAGCUACCUAGUGCACAUUGACAAUGUUGAUGAGAACGUCUUUAUUACACAUCUACUUCAAACUUCCAACACGAACAACACGUGGCUGGGUGCCACAGACUGGACAGUGGAAGGCACGUGGCUAUGGGAACCACACGGUCAUAAGAUGGAUUAUACCAAUUUUGCACCAGGCCAACCAAAUAACUAUCAUACUCAAAACUGUUUAUUAAUGGACGCCGCACACCACUAUCAAUGGAACGACCUAGGGUGUUUGACAUCUACACGACAUUAUAUCUGCGAAAGAGGACAAAACACUGGCUUCAUUAUUGGAUAAUAAAGGACACGUAAA
Molecule: messenger RNA, 721 nt
Organism: Ostrea edulis (European flat oyster)
Lineage: Eukaryota; Metazoa; Mollusca; Bivalvia; Ostreida; Ostreidae
Product: perlucin-like protein
Exons: 5
Coding region: 176-706 (176 amino acids)
Molecular function (GO): signaling receptor activity
Source: RefSeq, a predicted model, not a curated record